Messenger RNA from Hypanus sabinus (Atlantic stingray), 1105 nucleotides. RefSeq names its product histone H4. Lineage: Eukaryota; Metazoa; Chordata; Chondrichthyes; Myliobatiformes; Dasyatidae. Gene Ontology annotation, cellular component: nucleosome. Gene Ontology annotation, molecular function: protein heterodimerization activity; structural constituent of chromatin; DNA binding. Gene Ontology annotation, biological process: nucleosome assembly. The coding region runs from base 106 to 417 and encodes 103 amino acids. The transcript has a single exon. The record is from RefSeq and is a predicted model, not a curated record.
GCGACCUGCAGCGCACAAAAGGUUCAGUUCACACAGUCGGUGUUGGCGAGAGAGUGGGAGGUUGUUCUCAGCUCGUUGUGCACCGCAAAAAGCAAUUCUGACGAGAUGUCUGGACGUGGAAAAGGAGGCAAAGGCCUAGGAAAAGGAGGAGCAAAGCGCCACCGUAAAGUCUUGCGGGAUAAUAUCCAGGGAAUUACCAAGCCAGCUAUUCGCCGACUGGCUCGCCGUGGAGGAGUAAAGAGAAUCUCCGGUCUGAUCUACGAGGAGACCCGAGGCGUCCUCAAAGUGUUCCUGGAGAACGUGAUCCGCGACGCCGUCACCUACACCGAGCAUGCCAAGCGGAAAACAGUCACUGCCAUGGAUGUGGUGUACGCGCUGAAGAGGCAGGGCCGUACUCUCUACGGCUUCGGCGGUUAGAGGGCACUCCCAAUCGAGGCGGACUUUGCUAUUUUAUUUUCAUUUAUCCAAGUAGAGUUCGGCUUCCUUUGCGCUGCGAGUCCGUCUUCGAGUGUUCCUGUCUUUGUCUGGUGCAGCGGGCCAAUAGGAUUCAGUCGCUCAGCCACCCCUCAUUUGCAUACCGGCUUCCAUAAAACCUCCUGCGUCGCGGUCGCCUCUUUGUGUCUGCGCUCGGCGGAGCCGCCGUGCCGCCGGAAACACCCCGCAAGGGGCCGAAGCUAUCCGCCGCCUCCUGGCACUGCUGGGUGAGCUCGGCGGGCCAGGCAUCGCUUCACACACAGUUUCGGGACUUGACUGGCUGAGAUCUCGCCGCGGUUUGGACUUUCCAUCAUGGAGCGUGGUUAUCUUGCUUUCAUCGAAACAUGUUUCCGGAGAGGCGGCAGGACCUUUCCUGGCUCGGUCUGGGUUCCUGCAUCACCCACCGCAGACUGGUCUGAAGUGACUGCCUUCGCUAUCAUUUAUGUUGAAUUCAUGCUGCUUCGUUUCCUGAGAGAGGGAAAGCAUUUUUGUUUGUGUGAUGGUCGCGGGUAUUUUCUGAUAUGUAGCUUAUGAAAGUAAACUAGGGCUAGCUUUUAACGAUCAUUUAUCUUGUCUGGGUUUUGGGGGCUUUAUUUUUUUAUUGUUGCAUUAAAGCUUGUGUUUUCGUGUU